Molecule: messenger RNA, 1164 nt
Organism: Tetrahymena thermophila SB210
Lineage: Eukaryota; Ciliophora; Oligohymenophorea; Hymenostomatida; Tetrahymenidae
Product: transmembrane protein, putative
Exons: 6
Source: RefSeq, a predicted model, not a curated record
AUGUGGAAUAAUUUAGCUUGCACUUCAUAUGAUAUUUGCUCUACAAGAAGGAUUACUGAAGCUCAAAGAAGACAUCUUUAAAGCUUAACUAGCGUAAGACCUACUAUCGAUACAAGAACUCCAUGGUAACCAAGCCAUUCUCUUUCUAAAUGGACCAAUAAAUAUACAAAUUAGAGAAAUUAAAAAAUUUAGCAUGAUAAUAAAGUGUUGCUUGAGAAAAUGAUGGUAAUAGAUAAGAAAUCAUCUAAUAUGAAUCCUAAAAAAUUAGCCUAAGAAAUAUAUCCAAUAAAAAGCAUGGCUGAGUAUCAAAGAAGAAGAAAUCAAGAAAAUCUCAAAUAGGAAAACAACAAAAUAAUAGAAAGAAUAGAUAAUGCAACUUAAAAAUCAAAUUAUGGAAAAUAAAUGUGGAUGAAAGAAAGUAAAAAAUUUGAGUAAUACAAAAGUAACAUUCUAAGAAGCAAGUCUAAAAAGCUAAACUACUUAUAUAUAAAAUAGUACAAGGAAUAGAUUAUACAAAGCUUACUAAAAUUAAUUACCCUAACGAGCAUUUUAUGGUUAGAAAAAUAAGUACUCCUAACAUUAAUAACUAAGCCUACUAUAGUAACAAGCCUAAAACUCCUGGUGGAAGGUUAUAAGAUAAUAGACAAGGAAAUGAUAUAGAUUUUUAACUUUGAGAUUAAUAAAUAUUUUAAUAUAGAAUUCUUCAUAAAACCAACCAAUUAGAUUUAUAAAUUUAUGCAAUUUAAUUUUGUUUAUAUUUUAUAUAAAGUAAAAAAAUAUUUCAAUAAUGCUUAUUAUCAUUCAUUACCUUUCAGUAUAUAUUUUUUUUAGAUUUGUAAAGUCUAUUUCAAUUAAUUUCUUGACAAAAAUUAUCAAAUAAAUAAAUAAAAUUAUCCUUUCUAAUUUAAUGAAGGGAGGGUAUGUGGUGUAUAUAGAAAUUAUGGGUAUUAAUAAAAUCAUUUUUAUUAUCAAAAAAUAGAUAGAUUUAUACUAAGAAAAUUAAUAUAUCCCUCCUUCAUAUAUGUAUUUUUAUUGAGUAUAUACUAAAUUUAAAUAAAAAAUUUUCUUAUUACUAGAUCAGUUUAAUUCAAAAUAAAAUACUCUUUUACAUUAUUUUAUAUUAACUAAAUACAAGUAUAUUUUAAAAUAAUUUAAUAAUAUUGA